AUGUGCGACAACCACGAGUCUGGGGCUACUGGCCACUUCGUCCCCGCCUAUAUCCAUAAGCACAUUGCUGAGUCCGCCGCUGCUCCGGAUAAAGCCCGGCAGGCUGCUCUGCGCACCCUCUCCGUCGACCAGGACUUUCGUGGGCAGCGUGUGACAGCCUCUGAGACCGCUGCAGCACCCUGUGCUGCAGACGAACCUGGAGUAUUGGCAGCCCAAGUCCCCAUUAGCAAAGAGGCAGGCGAUGAGGCUCGAGAAAGUGCAAGGGCAACAUUGAAAACAGAUGCUAAGAUACGCGAACAGAGAGCUGCUCUUAUUGGUCCUGCGGCGACAGACGAGCCCCAUGAUCAUUUAGCUGCUCCUUUCCAACUGAAGCGCCUUAUUUACGAUGCAAAGGGUAGCGGCAAUCUUCGCGGCACUCUUGCUCGCGCAGAAGGUGCUGGGCGAAAUACUGACAGACAGGUCAACAAUGUCUAUGAUGCUAUUGGCAUCACGGCCAUGUUCUUCUAUACGGUGUUUGGCCGCAACUCCGUCGACGACAAGGGCGGCAAUAUAGUUGCUACUGUCCACUUCGACAGCAAACCCGAUGACCAACUUGGCUACAACAACGCCUUCUUUUUCGGCACCGAGUUUGCUUUCGGCGAUGGCGAUGGCAUCAUCUUCGACUAUUUCACCGAUGCACUUGAUGUCGUGGCGCACGAACUGACUCACGCCGUCACCAAAUAUACAUCUGGGUUCACUUACAAAUUUCAGACUGGAGGCCUGAACGAGUCCAUCUCCGAUGUCUUUGCCGCGUUGGUCGAGCAAUGGCACUUCAACCAGACUGCGGCUGAGGCCGAUUGGCUAAAUGGCCAGAGUCUGUUCCCCGUUGCCAUCAGGGGCCCGGCUCUCCGAGACAUGGCCAACCCGGGAACUGCAUACGAUGAUUCUAUCCUCGGGCGGGACCCCCAGAUUUCUCAUUUCAGUCAGUAUAACGAUGACCUGAGUGUCCACGUAACCUCGGGCAUUCCCAACCGGGCGUUCUACCUAGCUGCCAUUGGCUUCGGUGGCUAUGCAUAUGAUAAGGCUGGAAAAAUCUGGUAUGCCACUUUGACCGACAGCCGCAUCGAGGCAAUUGCCAAAACUGCCACUUUCAAACAGUGGGCAGACGUGACGGUUGAUCAGGCGAACAAGUUGUUCGGUACUGGUGCAACAGUCAUUGUCCGCAAUGCUUGGAUCGCUGUUGGUGUUCUCGUCUGA
Messenger RNA from Pseudogymnoascus verrucosus, 1236 nucleotides. RefSeq names its product Translation initiation factor 3 subunit b. The coding region runs from base 1 to 1236 and encodes 411 amino acids. The record is from RefSeq and is a predicted model, not a curated record. NCBI's taxonomy places the organism in Eukaryota, Fungi, Ascomycota, Leotiomycetes, Thelebolales, Thelebolaceae. The transcript is spliced from 3 exons. Gene Ontology annotation, biological process: proteolysis. Gene Ontology annotation, molecular function: metalloendopeptidase activity.